Molecule: messenger RNA, 930 nt
Organism: Ogataea angusta
Lineage: Eukaryota; Fungi; Ascomycota; Pichiomycetes; Pichiales; Pichiaceae
Exons: 2
Coding region: 1-930 (309 amino acids)
Biological process (GO): sphingolipid biosynthetic process; very long-chain fatty acid biosynthetic process; fatty acid elongation
Cellular component (GO): endoplasmic reticulum membrane; ribosome
Molecular function (GO): 3-hydroxyacyl-CoA dehydratase activity
Source: RefSeq, a predicted model, not a curated record
AUGUCUUCUCCUUCCUGGAUAGUCAAUUAUAAUAUUAUUUCCGGCGCACUGUGGUCCUUUGUCCUGGUUAACACGCUGCUGGUUGCAGCGCUUUACUCCGGCUACGAGGUUUUUGAUUUGACUUCCACGUGGAACACGCUUAUCCAGUGUUGUGCGGUGGUGGAGAUCUACAACUCUGCCGUGGGCAACGUGCGUUCGCCUCUGGUCACUACUGUGAUCCAGGUGGCUUCUCGUCUGCUGCUUGUCAUUGGCAUUUUCACAAUUCUUCCAGAUUCUCCAGCAAACGCCCAUUGGUCGUACAUCACCAUGAUCACCGCCUGGGCUAUCAGUGAGAUUAUCCGGUACUACUACUACGCUGUCAACAUUCUGAGCGAGGGCAAUCCGCCUGCGACUUUGAAAUGGCUGCGUUACAACGCUUUCUUGAUUCUGUAUCCGGUUGGUAUCUCCAGCGAGUGCACCAUGAUCUACAACAGCCUGGACGAGGCAGCACUGGCAGUUGGGGAGUGGUACAAGUGGUUUCUCAUUGCGUGCUUGGCGGUAUACGCUCCUGGCUCGUACUCCACGGUGCCGGACCUCACGCCGCUCAAAUAUGAACAGAAGCUGUACGCAUCGUUGCGCGUCCACAACAGACCAUAUCUUGUGACCAAAGGCGACGAGAUGAUUCUUCCGUUCCGUCUAAAGAACGCCGAGGUGGGCGACGUGCUCAACUUCCACGAUGUGACUACCAUCGGAUCGCGCAACUACACUUACAACGUUUCUGGGUCCAUCGACCCGAGCAUUUUCACCAUCAAGGCCGUUGUCGUGGAAAAGACCAAGAAACCGAUGUACGUGAAGGAGAUCACCAAGCGCAGAAACAGACACACGAGACACGUCAAGGUGAAACACGACUACACCGUUCUGCGCGUGUCGGAGCUCAAGCUGAACAUAUAA